AGGAAUAUCAGUUCCUAGUCAGAAAACCCCAGCAUCCUACCGGAAUUAUUACCUAGCAAUUGUUUAGUUUUUUUUAUCAGUGUAUUGAAGGACUGUAGAAAGAUUGCGGAUUUCUAAAGCAUUUCAGGGAUUACUCAGAGCAUUUUUUAUCGUUCCGAAAACCACCAUUUCCGAAACUGAGGAGAAACAAUUUUGAACUCGAGCCUUUUGCGGAAAUUACGUAACGAAAAAGCUGAUUUUACUCACAUAACUGAGAGAGAUAAAAAAAAGUUAUUUUUUGAAGAUUUCAAGUGAAUGAAACACAUUUGCGUUUGAUGAAUUUUGAUUGAAUUAAGAAUGCAUAUUCUCGGCUGAUUUACAAAGAAUGAAAAAUAUCUAUUCUUGAUGACUUAAGUAAAUGGAAAAUAUUUAAUUUUUGACAAAAUCAAAAUCGAAGAAUUGCCUGCGAAGGAAACGACUGUUGAUUGCUUAAAGUCUGGAAGUAUAUAAUUUAGAUUCAAACGUAACUGACAAAAUGAACUUUUCUCCCACUAUUAGAUGCAUUGCGGUUUGCUCAUUUCUUAUCAAUGUUUCUGGAUAUCGUUCAGUUAAUAUUUUAAAUGAAAAUUCAAAAAUAUCUAGAAUUAAUGAAGAAAUUAACUCUAAUAAGAGUUUAAAAUGUGAAACACGUGAAUUUGGUGUUGGUGAUAUUCGAUUCUUGGAAAAUGGUGACGCGUUUUUAGAAGUAGUCAAUAGGACCAUGUCAGCAACGGAAUACCUGCUUAAAAAAGGAAAAUUCCACAUUUGUCGUGCUGUAUGGGAAACAUUUCAAAGAGAGAUCUUGCAAAGCUGUCCAAAAUGGGACUAUGAACCUCAAGAAUACACAAUACUUCCUAAUGGCUCAGUACAGCUUUUCAAUGAAAUACUAGAGAAUGGUACAUACGAAUUUGUGAACGGUAGAUUAUUUACGUGUGUUUUAGAUUAUGAUACUUCAGAUGACAAUGUAUCAAUAACGAACCAUUUUCCAAUUGAGCCCAUGGAAAACGAGGGUCCAUCUGUAUAUAUAGGAAAAAUUGGAUCAGCUGUAUCUAUCGUCGCCUUGCUGAUUCAUUUGCUCACAUUUUGCAUUGUACCUGCCCUACGAAACUUGCCUGGCUACAACUUAUGCUCUCUGAGUAUUGCAUUCCUAUUCGGUUACUCUUUCUUACUAAUCGGACAAAUACAUGAAGUUUUGGGUGCCGCUUGCAUUGCGAGUGCAGUAUUGCAACAAUACUUUUUUCUUGCUGCCUUCUUUUGCAUGAACGUUAUGGCCUUUGAUAUAUGGAGAAUAAUGAGAAUGGCAACGCAGAAAUUGCUAGUAAGCUCCCGUAUAGUCAAGAAAAGACAGUUCUUGUGGUACUCUUUAUACGCUUGGGGUGCACCAUUAAUUAUUGUCAUUAUAAGCGUUGUGCUUGAUUUUUCAAAAAAUAUUCCCGAUGCUAUUAAACCAUACUAUGGAAGAGGUGAUACUUGUUGGAUGACCAACAGUUCCGCAAAAACUAUAUUCUUCUCUGUUCCAUCCUUCAGUCUUAUCACGGUGAAUGGAAUAUUUUUUGUGCUGAGCGCAGCUAUGAUAAAAAAGAAUACAAUGAAGAAUCCAAACGAUAGACAGGUUUAUAAAGAGAGGAUCAACUUUAUACUUUACGUGAGGUUAGGCUUAAUGAUAGGUAUUACUUGGAUGACUGGAGUUAUCGCAGCAAUCUCUAAAAGCUAUGUUGUUUGGAUAAUAUUCGACGUGCUGAACUCUUUGCAAGGACUAUUCCUUUUCCUGCUUUUCACGUGCUCUAAGAAAGUGUACAAACAUUUUAGAAAAAUGACUUCUGAUAAAAAUACGCUAACGUCUUCAUCAGAUAAACUUACCACAUCAUCAUCUACUGCAUCAAAAUUUGAAAGCACAAGUUUUGCAUAUAGGAACACCUGAGCAAAGUGGCAUAAUAAAAUUAGUUUGGAACACUUCCUAUCAAACCGUACACAACAAUGACUUUUCUGUGACAGAACAGAAUAUAUGAACAUAAAAUUAACUUUCUUUUCCGUGCAAAUCAUGGAAAUAUGCGUGGAAUUUUCUAGAAUUUAUUUGUUUGAAACUUCUGUACAGUUCGUAUUUAUCAUGGCAUUUCUUUGUAAAUAUGAUAUCAUGUUCCUAAUUUUUCAGAAAAAGUAUAAAUACAGUAUUACGACCACUUUCUUUUUUUUAAGGAUUACGAAACCUGGAUAAUUGGUAGGUUGGAAUUUCCUUAUUCAGUUCUUCGUUGAGAUUAUGAGAACUGAAUUUGAAGUAAAAAGGCGGGAAAAGAAGUUUUUGUUAAUCUUUUUGCUUCGAGAAAAGCAAGAAUGAAACAAAUAACUUACUUAAAACAUAAGAUAAAUAAAUUAGGAUAAGAUCUUUUGUAAUACUUUAUAUGUAAAUGAAGAUAAAAGACUGACUGCAAACAGUGCAUAUUUGUAGGAAGCGUAAAAAACGACUUUUAUCACUCUCCAUAUUUUGUUUGUUGUUAAGGUUGUAAUAGUACUUACAAUAUUUAUAAUUUUGUGAAAUGUAUAAAAUCAUGAUUAUUUAUAGUUUACUACAAAAUUUAAAAUCGUGACUAUUUACAGUGUUAUGUAAUAUUUGCAAUUACAUUUAUUGGCAGUUUCAUGUAGUGGAAUGAAAGUGGAAAGCUUGCAUAUGAACGGCUGAAUAUUUUUGUAAGAAAACGUAUAGAGGUUUUCGAGUAUCUCUUUGUACUUUUUUUUCUUUUUAUUAUAGAAAUAUUUGCCACGCUUACAAUAUUUAUGAUUACAGAUAUUAAUAGUAUUAUGCAAUGGAAUGAAAGUGUAAUUUGAACCUUCAGUUUUUAAAAUUUUUAUUUAGGUAUUACAGUAUCGCAUUAUAAAUGCAGCAAAUGUGUAACAUUUAAACAUUGCAUACGAUGUUAGCCCAAAUGCUCAAUUGGAAUCAUUGUUUUAAGAUACGUUAUUCUGACAUUCAUCUGUAUAAGAAUCAUUAAAAGAUACUUUCUUUGCUUA
This is a messenger RNA of Stegodyphus dumicola, 3024 nucleotides long. RefSeq lists its product as uncharacterized. Lineage: Eukaryota; Metazoa; Arthropoda; Arachnida; Araneae; Eresidae. Gene Ontology annotation, biological process: G protein-coupled receptor signaling pathway; cell surface receptor signaling pathway. Gene Ontology annotation, cellular component: membrane. The record is from RefSeq and is a predicted model, not a curated record. Gene Ontology annotation, molecular function: G protein-coupled receptor activity.